AUGGAGAAAAUAGUAGCAGUUUUAGUGGUCUGUUGCAGCAUUGUAGGGCUUGCUUCUGCUCAGUUAAAAGUAGGGUUUUACAGCUCAAGUUGUCCAAGGGCGGAAUCGUUAAUACGAGAUGCCGUGCAACAACGUUUUAAGAUGGAUCGUUCCAUCACGGCUGCGUUACUUCGAAUGCAUUUUCACGAUUGCUUUGUUCAGGGAUGUGAUGCAUCAAUAUUAAUACAUUCCGAAUCCGGGGACGCGGAGAAGGACGCGUUCCCGAACGAAACUGUCCGCGGCUACGACCUCAUCGACAUCGCCAAGAGGGCGGUGGAGGCCGCCUGCCCCAACACCGUCUCCUGCGCGGACAUAAUCACCCUCGCCACUCGCGACGCGGUGGCCCUCGCGGGCGGCCCCAAGUACGACAUCCCCACGGGCCGCCGCGACGGCCUCAUGUCGGACAUCAGAAAAGUCGACCUCCCUGGCCCACAAGAGUCGGUCGCCCAGGCCUUCAUCCCCUUUCGAGACAGGGGCUUCACCCUAAAUGAAAUGGUCACACUUUUAGGAGCACAUUCCGUAGGCGUUGCGCAUUGCAAUUUUUUCGAGGAUCGGCUCGCCAAUUUCCAGGGCUCCGGGAAGCCCGACGCUACCAUGGACGCGGGAUUGGCGGCCCGGCUGAGGAAAAUCUGCGGGACGGGGAACAAUCCGGCGGUUUUCCUGGAUCAGGGGACGUCUUUUGUGAUGGAUAAUCAGUUCUACAAUCAGAUUUUGGCAAAGAGAGGGAUACUGGAGAUUGAUCAGAGGCUGGCCCGGGAUAGGUCGACCGGGCCGAUUGUUGCGGGCUUCGCGUUGAACGGGACUGCGUUUCAGAGGAGUUUUGCGACGGCGAUGGUGAAGCUGAGUAAGACUGGUGUUCUGUUCGGGAAGGCUGGGGAGAUAAGGAAGAAUUGCAGGGCUUUCAAUCCUAAACGAGGCCAACGAGUUUAA
Messenger RNA from Salvia splendens (bonfire salvia), 969 nucleotides. Its product is annotated as peroxidase 44-like. Gene Ontology annotation, molecular function: heme binding; peroxidase activity. Lineage: Eukaryota; Viridiplantae; Streptophyta; Magnoliopsida; Lamiales; Lamiaceae. The transcript is spliced from 2 exons. Bases 1 to 969 code for a protein of 322 amino acids. Gene Ontology annotation, biological process: response to oxidative stress; hydrogen peroxide catabolic process. The record is from RefSeq and is a predicted model, not a curated record.